AUGGCUUCUUCGCUGCCAGCCCAAGCUUCGUGUCUACAAGACCAGCGCUACACAGAUGGCCACUUCCUCAACGCGCGUGGUCAGAAGCUUUUCUACUGCGCCGCCUUCCCACCCGAAUCGGUGCCUCUCCGUGGCGUGGCGCUCUUCCUGCACGGUAUGGGAGAGCACUCGCUGCGCUUCACGCACGUGUACCGACACUUGUGCCUCAAUGGCUACGGAGUGAUUGCGUAUGACAUGCUGGGUCACGGCCAGAGUGAAAGUGAGAAGCCCGGGCUACGCGCACACGGCUCCGAGUUCCAGUACUUCGUGGACGACACGAACCAGUUCGUCACGGCCGCUAAGCUCGCUGUAUACAGCAAGAUGCUACCGGAAGGAGCUUCUGACCCCCCAUUAGUCAUCAUCAGCAUCUCGUUCGGAGCUCUGGUGGCUCUUAACACGAUUCUAUCGGGGAAACAUCACUUCAGCGGCUGCGUAGUGGCCUCUCCAGCCAUCGCCGUCGAGUACACGCUCACUCUCCGUCUGAUGGAGCUCGUCGCCAGACCGCUGGUGUGGCUGUUCCCCGAGUCGAGGUUAGUGGCAGGAGUCAACUUUGCGGGCUUGACACGAGACCCAGAGUUCCUAAAGGACUAUAUGGCGGACCCGCUCAAUGUCACGGACAAUCUGACCACCCUCAUGGCGGUGCAGGUCAGUCUGGGCAUGAAGCAGUUGCAGGAGAGCGACCAGAUUCUAGAUGCCAACAGUACAUUCUGCAACGUACCGCUGUUGGUGCUGCAAGGGACAGAGGACAAGGUCACGAGUGUGAAGAUCGUGGAGGAUUUCAUGACUCGUGCUGCGAAUAAGGUCAAAGAGCUCAAGCUCUUCCCGAAUCUCUUCCACUGUCUUUGGAACGAACCGGAGAAGCAGCAGGUGAUGGACUACGCGAGUGACUGGCUCAACAAGCGAUUCAUCGCAGAGUCGACCUUAAAAAGCGCCUCAAAGCUUUGA
This is a messenger RNA of Phytophthora infestans T30-4, 984 nucleotides long. RefSeq names its product serine protease family S33, putative. The record is from RefSeq and is a predicted model, not a curated record. The transcript has a single exon. The coding region runs from base 1 to 984 and encodes 327 amino acids. Lineage: Eukaryota; Oomycota; Peronosporomycetes; Peronosporales; Peronosporaceae. Gene Ontology annotation, cellular component: membrane. Gene Ontology annotation, molecular function: lipase activity.